UCUAUUUUUCAUGGCUUUAAAAGGAAGUAGAAGCUUUCAAGCAACCGAAUAUCUUUCCCUCACUCUAGAUCUUGUCAGAAUCUCCUAAAUACUUGGAAAGCUCUUAAAAUUCCAGAGUAUCAGACUCUGAUGUCACUUGUCCCCGCAAAUUAAGGCACAGUUUCUGGCUAUGGAAAUUCUGUCAUACAAUUGUGCACCCUGCUCUCAUGUUGUAAAAUUAAGAUUGGAAUUGGCUCUGAAAAGCUCUAAUUUGCAUCAAUCAAGGCUCACCUUUAGAAAACAUAAAUUUUGGUGCACUAAAAUUGACUCCAGAGAUGGGACUUUGAGAUUUCACAAUUUAGAUCAGUCUGUUGUAAAGAAACCCAGCCACCGGGGCAGGUUUAGAUCAUUAAAUAUCCUUGAAGGCUUCAAAAAUGUUGAUUCAAAGGUCUUGAGUGGAGGCUAUAAUGGUUAUGUGAUUGGUGGGGAAGGGGAUGCAAGUGAUAUAUCAGAAAGGGGGGAGUCAGCAACUAAGGUUGUAAUUCCUGAACUGCCAGAUGAAUCGAAUGGUGAAGUUGGUGCUCCAGUUAGUAGCUGUUUUUGGGAAUGGAAGCCCAAAUUCAAUGUACAUUAUGAGAAAGCAGGGUGUGAGAAUGUGAAUUCUGCGCCGGUGCUCUUUCUUCCUGGAUUUGGUGUUGGUUCUUUUCAUUAUGAGAAACAACUGAAGGAUUUAGGACGUGAUUUUAGAGUUUGGGCAAUUGAUUUUCUUGGGCAAGGCAUGUCAUUGCCAUUAGAAGAUCCUACUCCCCGUUCUAGUGAAGGAGAUAUAUCAGUGAGGAAAGAUUAUGCCUGGGGCUUUGGAGAUGAAACUGAACCAUGGGCAAGUGAUCUUGUUUACUCUAUCGAUUUAUGGCGAGAUCAAGUUCAAUAUUUCAUAGAGCAGGUCAUUGGCGAACCAGUGUAUAUUGUUGGAAACUCACUAGGGGGAUUCGUAGCUCUAUAUUUUGCAGCACGCAACCCUCAUUUGGUGAAAGGUGUUACAUUGCUUAAUGCAACCCCUUUCUGGGGAUUUCUACCUAACCCCAUAAGAUCUCCUAGACUAGCAAAAGUAUUUCCAUGGGCUGGAACAUUUCCUCUACCUUCCAGUGUGAGAAAGCUCACAGAAUUCAUUUGGCAGAAAAUAAGUGAUCCUACAAGUAUCGCAGAGGUACUGAAGCAAGUUUAUGCAGAUCAUUCAACGGAUGUUGACAAAGUGUUUUCUCGUAUACUUGAGACAACACAGCAUCCAGCUGCCGCUGCAUCAUUUGCCUCGAUUAUGUUUGCUCCUCAGGGACAAUUAUCUUUUAGGGACGCUUUAUCUAGAUGUCAAAUGAACAAUGUACCAAUCUGCCUCAUGUAUGGAAAAGAAGACCCCUGGGUGAAACCCGUUUGGGGCGUUCAGGUGAAACGCCAGGUACCGGAAGCUCCAUAUUAUGAAAUCAGCCCGGCUGGCCACUGCCCUCAUGAUGAAGUUCCCGAGGUUGUGAAUUAUUUAUUACGCGGGUGGAUCGAAAACCUAGAGACUCAGGGCUCGGUUGCAUUACCUCUGCUUGAUGAUGAAGAAAGUAUCCAGUACAGUAUUGCCAAGGACUUGGAAUUUGUGAGAGAUGGAUCAAGCAAAUCAGUGAGGGUGCGUUUCUUUGGAUCCAGCUUCUCACUUUGGAACAUGAUAAGAUCUUUAAUUAAGUCUCGCUUUGGUAAUUUAUAUUUCAAAUCUUGAUACGGGUAUACCAAUGUUGCCUUUGUCCAAAGCAUAGUAAUUCUGAAAAAUGUACCAUAUUUUUCAUAUAUUGUUGUAUUAAAGGAAUCAAUCAAUUUAUCAUUCAUAUUAUUUGAAUCCAA
Molecule: messenger RNA, 1860 nt
Organism: Corylus avellana
Lineage: Eukaryota; Viridiplantae; Streptophyta; Magnoliopsida; Fagales; Betulaceae
Product: pheophytinase, chloroplastic
Biological process (GO): chlorophyll catabolic process
Cellular component (GO): chloroplast
Molecular function (GO): pheophytinase activity
Source: RefSeq, a predicted model, not a curated record